Messenger RNA from Oryza sativa Japonica Group (Japanese rice), 1719 nucleotides. Its product is annotated as scarecrow-like protein 32. The record is from RefSeq and is a predicted model, not a curated record. Gene Ontology annotation, cellular component: nucleus. Gene Ontology annotation, molecular function: sequence-specific DNA binding; DNA-binding transcription factor activity. Lineage: Eukaryota; Viridiplantae; Streptophyta; Magnoliopsida; Poales; Poaceae. Gene Ontology annotation, biological process: regulation of DNA-templated transcription.
UAUAAGUAGGGACCAUGUCAUUCCAACAAGCAAACCAAAACAGCCUUGCAAGCUUCUCAAUCCACUUCACUAAUCACUAACCUUGCAAAUUUUCACAACUCCAAAGAGCAAAACUAAAUUGUACGAGGUAGCAAAGCAACCCAAUCCUUCAGCAAAAAAUGAUCCUAACUUGCCCAAUGGACACUUGACAAGUGUCGCGGAUCGCAGCCAUCGGAUGCAAUUUGAUUGGCUCUUGAUCAGCCUCCGGAUCGUGUAGCGCAGUGGUGGCUAGCACGUAGGUAGCAACAAAGCCAUGGACAUGGAGCAUGAGCUCAGGGGCGGCGGCGUCGGGGCGGCGGCGCAUGGGCAUGGCUCCAUCUGCUUCUCCGGCGGGCCGGUGCUCGUCGACGGGCGACGCAUCCAGCAGCUGCUCCUCCACUGCGCCGCCGCGCUCGAGUCCAACGACGUGACGCUGGCGCAGCAGGCCAUGUGGGUGCUCAACAACAUCGCCUCCUCGCAGGGGGACCCCAGCCAGCGGCUCACGUCGUGGCUGCUCCGCGCGCUCGUCGCCCGCGCGUGCCGUCUCUGCGCGGCGGCGCCGGCGGGCGCCGCCGUGGAGUUUCUGGAGAGAGGCCGGGCACCGCCGUGGGGGAGGGCCAUGUCGGUGACGGAGCUCGCCGACUACGUCGACCUCACCCCGUGGCACCGGUUCGGCUUCACGGCGUCCAACGCCGCCAUCCUCCGCGCCGUGGCCGGCGCAUCCGCCGUGCACGUCGUCGACCUCAGCGUCACGCACUGCAUGCAGUGGCCGACGCUCAUCGACGUGCUGUCCAAGCGGCCCGGUGGCGCGCCGGCGAUCCGGAUCACCGUGCCGUCCGUGCGCCCCGCCGUCCCGCCGCUUCUCGCCGUGUCGAGCUCGGAGCUCGGAGCCCGGCUCGCCAUCUUCGCCAAGUCCAAAGGCGUGCAGCUGGAGUUCAACGUCGUCGAGAGCGCGACGACGACGUCUCCGAAGAAGACGUCGACGACGCUGUGCCAAGAACUCGCGUCCGUGCUGUCCGACCCGCCGUCGCUGGGGCUAAGGGACGGCGAGGCGGUCGUCGUGAACUGCCAGAGCUGGCUCCGGCACGUCGCGCCGGACACGAGGGACCUCUUCCUCGACACGGUCCGGGCGCUGAACCCCUGCCUGCUCACCGUCACCGACGAGGACGCCGACCUGGGCUCCCCGAGCCUCGCGUCGCGCAUGGCGGGCUGCUUCGACUUCCACUGGAUCCUGCUCGACGCGCUCGACAUGUCGGCGCCCAAGGACAGCCCGCGGCGGCUGGAGCAGGAGGCGGCCGUCGGGCGGAAGAUCGAGAGCGUCAUCGGCGAGGAAGACGGCGCCGAGCGCUCGGAGCCCGGCGCGAGGCUCGCCGAGAGGAUGAGCCGGAAAGGGUUCGCCGGCGUCGUGUUCGACGAGGAGGCGGCGGCGGAGGUGCGACGAUUGCUGAGCGAGCACGCCACGGGGUGGGGCGUGAAGCGGGAAGACGACAUGCUGGUGCUGACGUGGAAGGGGCACGCCGCCGUGUUCACCGGCGCUUGGACGCCCAACUAGUUGAGCCUAGCUUAGCAAUCUACAGUAUACAUCAAGUGAUUAAAGCUUAAGCUGGUGUUAGACUGUCUAUUAGCUCAGAAGUGACAACGGAGAAUCAACUGAGGAGGAAUUUCUGGUUGGAUUUAGUGGAUCGUUUUAAACUUCUACUU